AUGAACAGGAAAACAAGGCGCUGGAUUUUCCACAUCUUCCUGAGCCUGGGGAUUGUGUAUAUCAAGAUCGGGGGAUUUUCCUCGGUGGUGGCCCUGGGAGCCAGCAUCAUCUGUAACAAGAUCCCGGGGCUUGCCCCCCGGCAGCGGGCGAUCUGCCAGAGCAGGCCCGACGCGAUUAUCGUCAUCGGGGAAGGGUCCCAGAUGGGCAUCAACGAGUGCCAAUUCCAGUUUCGCAACGGGCGCUGGAACUGCUCAGCCCUGGGAGAGAGGACCGUCUUCGGGAAGGAGCUGAAAGUGGGUAGCAGAGAAGCGGCGUUCACGUAUGCCAUCAUUGCUGCUGGAGUAGCCCAUGCGAUCACGGCUGCCUGCACGCAGGGAAACCUGAGCGACUGCGGUUGUGACAAAGAAAAACAAGGACAGUACCACAAGGAGGAAGGAUGGAAAUGGGGAGGCUGCUCUGCUGACAUCAGAUAUGGGAUAGGGUUCGCCAAAGUCUUUGUGGAUGCCCGGGAGAUUAAGCAAAAUGCGCGGACGCUCAUGAACCUGCACAACAACGAGGCCGGGCGGAAGAUUCUGGAAGAAAACAUGAAGUUAGAGUGCAAGUGCCAUGGGGUCUCGGGAUCCUGUACCACUAAGACAUGCUGGACAACCCUGCCUAAGUUCCGGGAGCUGGGCUACAUCCUUAAGGACAAAUACAAUGAAGCAGUUCAGGUUGAACCAGUGAGGGCAAGUCGCAACAAGCGUCCGACCUUCCUCAAAAUAAAGAAGCCACUUUCUUAUCGCAAACCCAUGGAUACAGAUUUAGUGUACAUAGAAAAAUCUCCUAAUUAUUGUGAAGAAGACCCCGUCACCGGCAGCGUGGGAACACAGGGGAGGAUGUGCAACAAGACAGCCCAGCAGUCCAACGGCUGCGACCUGAUGUGUUGUGGGCGAGGUUACAACACGCACCAGUACUCGAGAGUGUGGCAGUGCAACUGCAAAUUUCAUUGGUGCUGCUAUGUUAAAUGCAACACAUGCAGUGAAAGAACAGAAGUAUAUACCUGUAAAUGA
Messenger RNA from Cygnus atratus (black swan), 1050 nucleotides. RefSeq names its product Wnt family member 7A (gene WNT7A). NCBI's taxonomy places the organism in Eukaryota, Metazoa, Chordata, Aves, Anseriformes, Anatidae. Gene Ontology annotation, biological process: canonical Wnt signaling pathway; positive regulation of JNK cascade; multicellular organism development. The transcript is spliced from 4 exons. Gene Ontology annotation, cellular component: extracellular region. Gene Ontology annotation, molecular function: cytokine activity; frizzled binding. The coding region runs from base 1 to 1050 and encodes 349 amino acids. The record is from RefSeq and is a predicted model, not a curated record.